Molecule: messenger RNA, 485 nt
Organism: Racocetra persica
Lineage: Eukaryota; Fungi; Glomeromycota; Glomeromycetes; Diversisporales; Gigasporaceae
Source: the annotation of a GenBank genome assembly
AAUCAGAUUUGGAUUUGACUGUUGAAGAAAAUUUUAAUUUAAAAACUGGUAUUACUAAAGAGUUUUCUGAUUUGGAUAUCGACGAAUAUAGCGAUGCAUGGUUUAAUGAAGAUUCAAAUUUGAAUACUAGUGAUACAAAUGAAGACUUAGAAGAAGUAGCUUUUUUUACAAAAAAGUUAUGCGCAAAUCAAAUUAUUCAUAAAUACCCCACAACAUCUGAAGAUAGUGUUGUGAUGAUCUUUAAUGUUGAUGGUUGGGAUAACUAUAUGGAUGCAUUUAAUAAUGUUCAAUAUUCAAUUAAUGGUAGUGGUGGCACUACUAUUAUUCAGAAUUGUCCUUUUUUUGGAAAUAUUUCUGUUAAAAAAGAUAAACAAAGAUGUCAAGGCAUUAAAUAUUGUGAAUUUAGUGAUCCUACCUACCUUAAUAUUGUUCAUAAGAGUGUUGAUGUUGAGUCAGAUUUUUAUCGUAAGAUAACUGCAGAUUAG